UCUAUUCUGAUUGGUUAAAGGAUAUCAUCAGACUUUGUGGAAAAAGAUCCCUUUUUUGACAAGGUGUCAAGGGGCGUACAACACAAAAGCAUAUAAACCUGAACACAAUAUUGGGUCAUUCAUUACAUCGCAAGAAACUGCAGGAAGAAGACAAAACGUGGAGACGAAAUUUUCGAUAUGAUGUUUGCGAAGAUUCUGUUGACGAUCCUGAUGGUUUCAGCCUGGCUGAGCUUGGCUUUUGGUUCAUCGCAAAGCGACGAGGUUUAAGUGACAACAAUGAUGAUAUAUAGGCCACAUCAUUUGUUUUUAAAAUUUCUUAUAUUUUUUCAAAAUUUAACACUGGCAGGUUUUCUUACUCUUGGGGCGUCAGUUCGAUUCCUGCGAGAGGGUGGAUAUAGUUGCAUUUUUCGCAACUGUUCCUGGUCAGAUCUAAUAAAUUUAUAAAAAUCCCAUAUAAAACUCCCUUCAACGAAUUGUAUGGCACCCGAUGUCUACACUCUUUAUCUUAUUUCUUAAUAUGUGACGGCAUUUUGCAAUUGUUUACUAUUAAGUGUUAUAGUUAGUUAAACAGACGCGAAUAAAUGCUAUAAGUUAUAAGCAUAAUUAAUAAACCACGCGCCUUACAAGAUGAAUCUAGUAGAUUCAGUCUACACAGAAUCACUGAACAUUAUGAUGCUUGUGAUGUUACUCUGAGUGUAUAUCCACACCGGGCAAGCUUGAAAAAUAUGCCUGGCCACGGUGGGAAUCGAACCUACGACCCUUGGAAUACUAGCCCGGUGUCCCAGCAGAUUUGGACCCCCCUCAAAAUAGAUCCACCGGUCCAAAUCCGCUAGCGAACAUAGAUCUUUAUUCGCUAGCGGAUUUGGACUCCCCUCGCGAAUUUGGACCCCUCGCGUAUUUUAUCAUUGCAACGUAUUAUAUUUUGAAUAUUGUACUGAAAGUGUUAUAAAUCGUCAUAAAUCUCAUCUGAUUUAUUUUAAAAACCUUACGAAGAUUUUUAGAUCAUUAAAUCUUAGAUUUUUAGGUUAAAGAAUUCCGUCAAAGUUUAUGAUUUAUAAUCUUGGAAUGUGCGAGAACUGAGAAGCGCAUGAAGCCUUCACAAGUAUUUUACUCCUUGGAAUUGCUAUCUGCUCUGACUCUUAACUGCUCAAAUAAACUGAACGGAAAAUAUAUUUCAAAUUAUUUUUGCCAAAACAUACCCAUAACAAAGUGAUGCAUUCCAUUCAACCCUAAACUUUUAUAAAAUUAGCAUCUCAAUAACUUGUUUUCGUCAUUAAGCAAAUUCCAAGAUAGUUGAGUCAUGCCAUUAGUUAUCAUAAUUUAAAUUAAACUGACGCCUAAAUUUCCAUGCACAUUCAACUGCAACUAAUCGUUUCAAAAUUUCUUCUCUUUGUGAACUUUAGGGGGUCCAAUUCCGCGGAAGGGGAUACAUAUCAGCUAGCGGAUACGUACCGCAGGCGUCCGAAUCCGCUAGCUGAUAUGGACCGGGGGGUCCAUAUCCGCGGGGAGUCCAAAUCCGCUGUGCCAACUGAGCUACGCGGUCAGGUCGGUGCGAGUAUGUGAUAUUUCGGAACCGAAUCUAGUUCCUUCGAUAUCAAUGUAGUCUAAUAAUCAUGAUUCUUUCUGUGUUGGUGCAACGUCUGGCAUCGUUAUGUUCAAAGCUAUAAGGCAUGAUUUUUGACCCCUGUUAAGAAAAUAUGACUAAGUAACAAUUUUAUUUAGUUCGUAGCGCAAGAGCCAGCCAUGGACGUUGAAUCCGACCAUGAUCUUGAUGCCGGUAAGUUAUAAGCGAUAAAGUUUUUUAAUUAAGGAAGUUAUUAUACCAUGUGACAUCAUAGUGAGGAUGCUAAUUUACAUAUCAAAAAUUGUUAAGAGGAGAAUCUUUUGUAUGUUAUAUAACACACGAAUAUAUACCUUUCCAUACACUUGGUUAUGACUAUAUUUUAUACGUUUCCCAAGCGGCAAACGAACUUAAAAAGUAUGUUUAGUGCUUUAUCUGUAAAAUUAUACUAAAAUGAAUAUAUUUUAGAUGGUAUAAGUCUGAAGUUCUGUUAUUUUUGCUUAUAUCGCUGCCGGCUGUAUAAAUAUGGCGUCAAUUUUACAGCAUCAUUCAUCAAUACAAUAUGACAUCAUAAUGAGGAUAAUUUGCAUAUCAAAAACGAAGAUAGGAUAAGCUAGCUAAGAUGUGCUAAGACAGUUUGGCAAAGUAUCUUAUUCGGUCAAUUUGAAUUUUGAUUAUUUAACACAUACAGAUUUCCAUGUAUACGAGGAUCACAACUGUAUAUGCUGCGUAGCGCGUUCUCAUGAUAACUCUUUUUAGUAGAAUCAUACUAGUAUACUACUGAAAAUGUUGUAAUUUGAUUGGCUACUCUACUCGCUAUCUAUAUUCCUCGAUAGAUAGCGAGUAGCAAAACAAUCAUUUUCCUGGCGCACUUUAAAAAAAAAAAUGGCUUCCGGCUCGCGUUUUUCUGAGGUUUCUGAAGACGAACUUGAUUGUUUACUCUGAUUCUACUAAAACGAUUAGAUUACUCGCUCUUGAUUUCUAUGAGGUGAUAGCUGAUUCGGGCUUCGCCCUUAUCAAUUAUCACCUCAUAGAAAUCGAGAGCGAGUAAUUUAAAAGCAUGCGGUCCAAUGUCUCUAUGAAAAAGGUCACAACUUAUAAUGUAAAGUAAGAAUAUGUUUUUGUGAUGUUGUCUGCGAAAUAUCAGUAUCUGGAGCAGACUUGACCUUGUAGCUCAGUUAGUAGAGCAUUGGACUGGUAACCAAAGGUCGCGGGUUCGAUUCCCACCGUGGUCAGGCAAACUUUUCAGCUUGCUCGGUGUCAUGGACGCACUCGAAGACAACAUCACAAUCAUAUAUCUUCACCUGAUAACACCAGAAACACAAAAUUCUAUUUCAUUUGUAGUUAAUGAUACAGAUGAUGUUAUGGAAGAUGUCAUGUUGAAGCGUAAAGCAGCCAUGGACUUCUUCCAACGUGAUCGUCGCGGUCUGCACCAUGAAUGUUAUGAUGAAUGCUGCAGCUGGGAGGAAGUUCGUGAGCAUUACGAACAUGACAUACCUGCUGCAGUACGUUUCAUUUCACAAGUGGCAUGCUGGCUCCUGUUAGAAGUUUUAUUGACAACUCCUCAAAGGGGUUUUUCAGUGACAAUAUCGUCAGGAAUUUACAGUUUUGGUUUCAUUUCAUGCAGUUUCGGCGCCCCCUAGAGCUCUUGCACCCCCUCAAAUCCCUCGCAGGGCCAAGCCCCUCCCCUAGCUCCCCUGCCAGCACGCCACUGGAUUCACUACCCAGUGAAAGUCCCCUAGGGGCAGGCCCGUAACUAGCAUUUUAGAUUGACGAAGUCAAGUGCCGAGAACCCUAUGUAGAGGGGUGUGGAGGCAUGGGCUACCCACUUUGUUAGCUGAAAGUUGGAUGUGAGAGAUGUCCACUUUUCGGAAAUUGACGGCAGAUGUUCGGCUUAUGUUCGGAAAUUUCGUUCAUGAAGUGUUUUUUAAAAUAAAAUAAAUUAAAGGCCCAUUUCCAAAGAAAAUUUUGUAAAUUGUGAUUGUCGACACAAAUUUUCCGUCGGAAAAAAUUUUGAAGUUGAAAGUUUGCAACUUUUAUAACAAUGAUAUUUUCGGAAAAUUUUCUGUCCGUGGAAAAUUUUCUUGAGUGGAAAUGGGCCUUUAUAUUCUGCGAACUAUGAAUUAUGGAAAAGUUUAGUAUUUCCAAGACGUUUUAUUAAGCAACGCCAAAGGCGAGUAUUCUACGUGUAUUUAUAUCGACCUUUUGUUCAGUUUAAAUUAAUCACAGCAGGGGUACACAUAACAAAGCAAAAACCAUCUUGCAUUAUUAAAAACAGCAUAACAGUAAUUGUUGUGCAUUUAAAUCGAAUUUUGCGAUUUUAUAUAUUCGCAAAAAUACGCUGUUUUACAGCUGGGGUCAAAAUAUUUGAUCGGACGCCAUUUUACGAAAAUUAAACGAAGCCAUUGUUUUAUCUUAAAAAUUGGUACUUUGAGGUAACCUGGGGGAGGGCAUGUACCCCAGUGUCCCCCGGUUCCUACCUACGCCUGUGCACGUGAAGGCUACCCACAUGUACGCAAUGCGUACCUAUUUUUAUAUUCUAAGGCUUAGGAAGUAGUCAUUAUUAAUGACGGGGGUAGGUGGAAGAUAUUUUACAAAUCUUGACUUUUUCGUGGCCCCUCUUCUACUCCGAAUAAUUUUUAAUGGCUCACCCCCAAGCUUACUGUUUAUUUUCCAACACUCUCCCUCCCCCAAAAUAUUUGGACAAAGCGAAAUGAAAAUAUUAGUGUUUUUUUUUUCAAUACGCAUGGAAAUGUAAAUUCUACAUCCUUCAAAAUAUAUGCAACCCAAGACGAUAAUCGAUUUAUUUUAUAGAAAUUUAAAUAUUUCUUUCUGUAUCAAAAAUAUGUUUUAAAUAUAUUCUAGAUAAAAUAUUGGAGAACAUACCAAAGUCACAGACACAUUAUUGGCUGUUGAUCCGUAAGGAUUCAUUUAGUAAUUUACUAGUUUUGAUACCAUGUCAUUUCCUGACAUGUCCAUGUUCAUAAUUACAUGUGAUGCAUGCUACAUAAUAUUUUAACUUUAAUUAAAGCUUAUACUUUUUUGUUUUUUAUAGAUUAGAGUGGCAAUCUUUCAUUUAUACAAACGCAUUUACAGGAUGUAGAAAAACGUAAAAUAGAAUUAUGUAUUGAUUGAGUAGAAAUAAUGCAUGCCAAAAUAAAAAUUAUUUGUUUGC
This is a messenger RNA of Paramuricea clavata, 4736 nucleotides long. The record is from the annotation of a GenBank genome assembly. NCBI's taxonomy places the organism in Eukaryota, Metazoa, Cnidaria, Anthozoa, Malacalcyonacea, Plexauridae.